CCCUUAACGUGCAACUUCUCGACGCACUGCUUAUAGCACGUAGUCAUAACUUCUGAUAAUGUUUAGAGUAAUUACACUAUAACUGCGAACAGUCGCUCCGCACCGGCUAAACAGCAAGUAUCUAUCCUUCAAAUGGCCACCAUUGUCUUUUGUUCAGUAAACAAAAUGGCUCAGGCCAGCGCGAGACGAUGUUUAUUAGCACAUUUAAAGGGCCAGGCUAGCGCAGUGGAGUCGCAUUCGCCGUUAUCCUCCGUUCACAACCCGUCACUGACUUUGCUUCCGGGAACGAGAUGGUUUUCCAGGGGUCCCAGCGUACGGUUUAUGUCCCAUGGGACUGCGGGCAGGACCGCUGCCGGGAGAACCAGAAGGGGAACCCUGGCACUCACUGGAGCCGCAGCGCUGACAGCAGCGGUGGCGGGGGUUUUGGCCAACGCUAACCACUUCCAGCGUGCUGAAAUGGCAACGAAAGUGUCCUCUGCUACCGAGGAGAAGAAGCAAGAGGGAGAUAUCGUGGAGAGAUGUCGGGGGUUCAUGUCUCUUCCGGUGACCGACAUUGCCGUGCUGCAGGAGAGGAAAGAGGAGAUGAGUACGAAGAUGGAGAUGCUGAUCAUGGAAACUCAGGCCGAUUUCUGCAAAGCCCUGGAGAAGGUGGAUGGCGGGACGUUCAAGGUGGACAGGUGGCACAGGAAGGAAGGUGGAGGAGGAAUCAGCUGUGUAAUGCAAGAUGGAAAGGUGUUUGAGAAGGCAGGGGUCAAUGUGUCAGUGGUGUUUGGACACCUGACCGAGGAGGCUGCCAAACAGAUGAGGAGCAGAGGGAAAGUCCUCAAAGGAAAAGAUGGUAAGCUGCCAUUCUGUGCCAUGGGUGUGAGCUCCGUCAUCCACCCCAAGAACCCCCACAUCCCUACAGUGCACUUCAACUACAGAUACUUCGAGAUCGAAGAGGAAGAUGGCUCAAAGCAGUGGUGGUUUGGUGGAGGCACAGACCUGACGCCAGUUUAUAUCAAUGAAGAAGAUGCAUUUCUCUUUCACAACACCCUGAAGGAGGCCUGCGACAAACACCACUCGCAGUACUACCCUGACUUUAAGAAAUGGUGUGACAGAUACUUCUUCGUCCGGCACAGAGGAGAGACUCGAGGUAUUGGAGGAAUCUUCUUUGAUGACUUGGACUCGCCAAAUCAACAGGAGGCAUUUAACUUCGUCAAGAGUUGUGCUCGCACUGUGGUGCCCUGUUACCUUCCCAUCGUCUACAAACACCUCAAAGACCCCUUCACUCAGGAGGAGAAGGACUGGCAGCAGGUGCGACGAGGAAGGUAUGUGGAGUUUAACCUCGUGUACGACAGGGGAGUAAAGUUCGGCUUGGCUACCCCCGGCUCCAGAAUAGAGAGCAUCCUUAUGUCCCUCCCCCUCACUGCCAGGUGGGAGUACAUGCACGAGCCUGCCGCUGGUACCCGGGAGGCGGAGAUGCUGGAGGUGCUAAAAAACCCCAGAGAGUGGGUGUGAGCAUGGUGUUUACAGGUUUACAGCACAGGCAGCCGGGAAGCUGUCUUUGUGAUAAUUAAAAAGAGUGUGACCUGUUUGACAAAAACAGCAGCAGUGAUCACUACAAUAAUAUAAAAUUUGCAUUGCACUUAUCUGAAGAGUUUUUUAAUCAAUGCUGGUACUUUUCUCUUUCCUGAUUACUUCAUUCAUGCAGCUUUGUUGACACUUAAAUACGACUGGGUCACAUUGUUCCUCAUAAUUAUUGAUUGUGUUUUCAAUUUGACAACCCAGCUUUGUGUCAGUGCCCUCUUUAUGGUAUAAAAGACCAAAUAAUGUAACUGUUGUACAAACUUCUUUUGAUGAAGUCCACCUUGUAAGAAUAAUUUGUGUACAAUACUAGAUGGUUUUUUUCUGUGCCAGAGUUUAUAGUGCCCUGCACUUCUUUAAGCUGGCACAGCUCCGCUUGCCACUUACAAAGCACUGAAAGGAAAAAAGGGACAAACUGAGCCACCAUAUGUUUACGCAUGUGUGCCACUAUUUGUAUGAAAUGUUAAUAAAUCUUGAUUUUGUGCUUUAUUGUA
Messenger RNA from Cheilinus undulatus (humphead wrasse), 2060 nucleotides. It is a transcript of the gene cpox, whose product is annotated as coproporphyrinogen oxidase. Gene Ontology annotation, cellular component: cytoplasm; mitochondrial intermembrane space. The transcript is spliced from 7 exons. NCBI's taxonomy places the organism in Eukaryota, Metazoa, Chordata, Actinopteri, Labriformes, Labridae. The record is from RefSeq and is a predicted model, not a curated record. Gene Ontology annotation, molecular function: coproporphyrinogen oxidase activity. The coding region runs from base 133 to 1500 and encodes 455 amino acids.